GUCAGCGUUGUUUUGAUGCCCCGCCCCGCCUGGUCUCUGGUUCUCUGCUCAUAGAGAUUUUACUUGAAUCUCCACUCCUGCCUCCUGUCGUCCUGGGGUUCAGCAUACUGGGUCCAACCCUCCUGAUCUUAAUGAACCAGCCUAUUGGAGUUGACAGACAAAGGAACCUCUGACUCUGGAAAAGAAACCCUCUAAAAUAUAAAUGAGGAAAUCCACACCUGUUUCCAAGUAACCAAGACAGCACUCAGGUACGGCAGCAGCUGCUGAUUUCCCUGCUUGGAUGAAACGCUCAGAAUCGGGUCAGAAAUCGGAGCAUGAACAAGUUAAGGCCUCUGAUCUGAGACCAGCCUGAGUUUUCUGACCGUUUCACAUGGAAGCCGGUUUGGUGAAGCCAAACUGACCUGGAGCUGGAAGCGGGGAUUUCACCGAGGGUAGGCCACUGAAUGAAACGGAGAUCUUCGCAGGUCGAUCCCCGAGAAUCUGCUCGAGCAAGUAUGAAUCCGAUGUGGAAGGUUUACAAAAGCAAGGUGAUGAAGACUAUAAAUCCUGAGUAUGAAGAUGAUGCUGCAGAAGAGGCCACAGAAAUAGAACAUGAUAUGACUCCGAUGCAGGACGAUGAAGGGCCCAACGCCGUCUCCCAACUGGCCAAAAAGAUGCAGGGGGCCGGGGCCAAAAGCUGGAACAGAUUUUCGUCGCUUUUCAACAAAGAAGAUGAGCACCAGCUUCUAGAGGAGACCGAGAGCCCGCCGGUGGCUGAUCACCCUCUCGCAGUAAAGCCAGAAGAACCUCCUCGACCCACCAAACGCACGGCAUUCUGGGAUAGCUUUGCAGCCAACUGGGCUGCGAAGAAGCAGGCUGAAGCCGCUGCAGCUGCGAACGCAGCUGAGCAGGGUGAGGCGGGGGUGAUGGCAGCCGGAGGGGAGCAACAGCAGGAUGAGCAGAUCACCACUGGAGAGGAGAGUGAAGGAGGAAGCAGCAGCAAAAACAGCUUCUCCAAGUAUAUGUCUCUGGGAGGAGGAGGGGGAGCAGGAGGAGAAGAAGGCAGCGAGGAAGCAUCCUUUAAGUGGAACUUUGUUACCAGUAAGCUAGCUGAGCUCAAGACCAAGAGCAUGACAAAGACCAACUGAGAAAUGACCAGAGUACAGCCGCAGACUCAUGUCUGAAACUAAAUUGAUCCGUUUUAUUAAUAAUACUGAGAACUAUUGGCCUCUGAAAUGUAACAAAUGGAUUAUAGGAGUAUUAUUUAAUCACAACAUCAGUUGUUUUGUGAGAAAUGUCCAGAUUUCAACAAAGAACACCAAUAAUCAGGCUCUGGACCAACAGAUUUAAACACAUUAGAUUAUUUUUAUGCAGAAAUGUUUGCAGUUUAAUCUACAAAGCAAGAUAUCCGAAACCAGUAACUAGUAAAAGCUUAUCACAGCCCUCUGCUGUCAAAGACAUUUAAAUAAUGCUUCUUAAACCAUGAAACGGGACCUUUUGAGCUUUCAACAAAGCUAAUCUGUAAAUUAGAAAACUGGAUUAAGGGAUUAAAGGUGGAGAUAGCUGGAUUAGGUGAGGAUUAGCUCACCUAACCUGCUCUGAAGUAAAGGGGAUUACAGUAAAAGGCCCCACAGUGUGGCUGAACUGGUCUGCUAACACAAAGAAAGUAAAAAUAAAUAAAAUUAAAAAAAAAUUAGUAUUUAAAAAAAAGUUGAAACUUCAUCCAUGUGUUUGAGUUGAUGUCGGAUUACAUGAGUGGAAUUUUUCUGACUGAGACAAAAACGUGCAAUGUGUGAGUCUUCAUGUUUGGAGAGGCUGAUCUUGUUUUUGUUUAUUUUUCUGCUCCUUUUUUCGGGUUUUGACUUGUAUGUUUUAAUCUGAUGUUUUCUUCUGGUUUAACUUAAUAAAAACAGUUGCACUAAA
Molecule: messenger RNA, 1902 nt
Organism: Nothobranchius furzeri (turquoise killifish)
Lineage: Eukaryota; Metazoa; Chordata; Actinopteri; Cyprinodontiformes; Nothobranchiidae
Biological process (GO): spermatogenesis
Source: RefSeq, a predicted model, not a curated record